GCAUCCUGUACAACCAGAUACCCUUUCCUGACCUCUCUCUUUAUUCUCAAACAUACUUUUCUUCUUCAAUAAACUCAAAUUCUAUAUUCAAUUUCAUCUCCGGAUUCCUUUUUUGACUAUAUUUUUGCUGUUCGGUGUUCUUCAGAUCGACUCCAAACUUUCUGAUUCCCGCAGUUUUCAGGAAUUUGAUCAUUUCGCUAAAGCAGCAAUGGAAAGUGUUACUGAUAGAGAUUGCUUCUUCGAUAGCCGCGAUGAGAUCAGUUCAAUUUCAGGCUCAGAUUGUUCUGAGUCCUGCUAUGCCAGAAAUGGAGACGACGCAUUGGGGUACGAAAUCUGGACUAAUAACCCAGACAGCGUUGAUGUCCGCCGAAGCAGGCUUCUGAACUGGAUGGGGUUGGGCUCUGACUGGAAGAUGAACAACGAGGAUGAAAUCCAGACCGGUGAUAGGGUUAGGGAUAACAGCGAGACUGUCCUGGCAAAUGAAGAUUGCGCCUUUUCGGGCCGGGAUGAGGCUUUUGAAUAUGUUGAAGAGGAUGAUGAUGAAGAUUUGGUAGAAGAUGAAGGGGAGCAAGAGAAGUCAUUUCAAAAGGCAGUUGGAUCUUCAUCAUUGGUUCAGAAGUUGUUGCGCAGGGAUUCAAAGGAAUCUGAUAAUGCUUCUACCAAGAAGAAAUUGAAGACAAGUUGGUUUCAGAAACUGAUCGAAGAUCAGAGCAGGAAGAUUAAGAGCGCCCGUUUGAAUUUCAAAAGCUCUGAUUUGAAGUCCGGAAGUGGUAUGGAGAAAGUCAGAGUUCACACACACAAGAAGAACUCCAAAGAGCUUUCCUCACUCCACACAGGCCAGGAGUUUCAUGCCCACCAAGGUUCAAUCCUCACAAUGAAGUUCAGUCCUGAUGGUGAGUACCUAGCAAGUGCUGGAACUGAUGGAGUAGUGCGUGUCUGGAAAGUGGCUGCCACAGAAGCUCCUAAGAGUCUGAACCGUCAAGAUGCUGAUUUGUGCUUUUCCAUGAGUGAUUUGUGCAAAUUGACUUCACUUGACCAAGACAAGGAGAAGAUGGCCCAGGCGAAGAAAUUGAAGAAACCAUCAGAAUCAGCUUGUGUCAUACUCCCUCCCAAAGUGUUCCAGAUUCUGGAGAAACCAGUUCAUGAGUUCACAGGCCAUUCUGAUGAGGUUUUGGCGCUCUCCUGGUCGAGAAACGGGUUUUUGCUGUCAUCCUCUGUUGACAGUACCGCUCGCUUGUGGCAAGUUGGACAUGAUCAAUGCCUUGGAGUUUAUCCCCAUAACAAUUUUGUUACCUGUGUUGAAUUCAAUCCCAUGGAUGAAAAUUACUUCAUUAGCGGAUCAAUUGACGGAAAAGUGCGCCUUUGGGAGAUCCAGCGUGCCCGAGUGGUCGAUUGGAUCGAUGUGAAAGAAAUGGUAACCGCUGUAUGCUAUCGCCCUGAUGGCAUGGGUGGCGUUGUCGGGUCAAUGGAUGGAAGUUGCUUUUUCUAUGACAUUGAGGAGAACCGUUUGCAAUUAACAUCUCAAGUAAGCCUUCAAGGGAAGAAGAAGUUGAGCAGAAAGAGGAUCACCGGGUUUCAGUUUUGCCCGAAAGAUGGUAGUAAAGUUAUGGUCACGUCUGCAGACUCCCAAGUAAAGAUUCUCCACGGAUCAAACGUUGUUUGCAAGUUCAAAGGUUCCAGGAAUGGUGCAAGCCAAGUUCCAGCAACCUUCACAUCAGACGGAAAGCACGUUGUUUCAAUAUCCGAAGAUUCAAACGUUCACGUUUGGAACUUCGAAAACGAGUCUGGGAAUAAAAAAAACAUAUGGUCAUCCGAGAGUUUCUACUCAAACGAGGCAUCGAUCGCUAUUCCGUGGUGCGGUUUUGAAUCAAAUUCAACAAGUUUGCCCGGAGGACGACCGCUGUCAAACGGUGAGGCGGAUGAAGGUUUCACCAAGGGUCCGGGCUCUGCGGAUUGUUUCUCUUUGAGCCGAGGGUUUUUCUUAGACUCCUUGACCAACAAGGUUUCCCCUGCAUGGCCUGAAGAAACCCUUUCCGAGGAGUCCAGUCCUGUGAUGAUAUCGCCUUCCAUUCCCAAGCCCGAUUACAAAAUUUUGAAGAAUGCUUGGCAAAGUGCAUAUGAGUCUCCCAACUUGUGGGGGAAUGUGGUUGUUACCGCUGGGUUGGAUGGACGCAUCAGAACAUUUCUUAACUAUGGUUUACCCACUCGUUUCUGAGAAGUGUUUUUUCACCAGUGUACAUUGUUGCUGUAUAGGGAGGGGUUAGGUUUAUAGCAUUGGCAUGAACAUUGGAGAUUAUAGAAGAAAGUAAUUCGUUUUGUAUUCAGAUAGGAAAACCAUAAAGCAGAAAUUCCCAUUAUGUAAUUAAUACUUGCAUCAAAAUUGUGUUAUUGCAAAUUUGCAAUAUCUUUGAUCCAAAUGUUUUUGUUGGAUACAUUGAAAGAAAUAUCUUUGAUCCAAUUUUCUUAACAAGAUAUUGAGUGAUC
Messenger RNA from Cuscuta epithymum, 2484 nucleotides. NCBI's taxonomy places the organism in Eukaryota, Viridiplantae, Streptophyta, Magnoliopsida, Solanales, Convolvulaceae. The record is from the annotation of a GenBank genome assembly.